Messenger RNA from Theobroma cacao (cacao), 1791 nucleotides. It is a transcript of the gene PEL3, whose product is annotated as HXXXD-type acyl-transferase family protein. NCBI's taxonomy places the organism in Eukaryota, Viridiplantae, Streptophyta, Magnoliopsida, Malvales, Malvaceae. The record is from RefSeq and is a predicted model, not a curated record.
UUUUCUAUGUACAACUCUUCGUUUCUUUGAAAACAUUGUUCUCUUCUUCUAAGAUUUUUAUUUUGCUAAACAAAAGAAUAAUCAUCAAGGUUAUGGCAGCUGAAGUAGGGAAGAAGGAAGAAAUGGCGAAGGUGAAAAUCACCAGCAAAAACCAUGUCAAACCUUGCAAGAUUAUAGGAAGAAAAGAAUGUCAGUUGGUCACGUUUGAUCUCCCAUAUCUGGCAUUCUAUUAUAACCAGAAGUUGUUGUUUUACAAGGGUGGAGAGUUUGAGGACAAGGUGGAGAAGCUCAAAGACGGGCUCAGGGUAGUUCUGGAGGAGUUUUAUCAGCUGGGAGGCAAGCUGGGAAAAGACGAGGAAGGGGUUUUCAGGGUGGACUACGAUGAUGAUAUGGACGGUGUUGAAGUCUUGGAAGCCACCGCCGAGGGGAUCAGCGUCGAUGAACUAGCGGCUGACGAGGGCACAAGCUCUCUGAAGGACCUGAUACCAUACAAUGGUGUCUUGAACUUGGAGGGUCAAAACCGGCCUCUGUUGUCUGUUCAGUUAACGAAGUUGAAAGACGGACUGGCAAUGGGGUGCGCGUUCAACCAUGCGAUCCUUGAUGGAACCUCCACGUGGCAUUUCAUGAGCUCGUGGGCUCAAAUCUGCAGCGGGUCGAACUCUAUCUCGGUUCAGCCAUUUCUUGAGCGGACCAAAGCCCGAAACACCCGCGUGAAGCUGGACCUCUCGCUCCCACCCAACCCUGUCGAGUCAACCAACGGCGAUGCCAACCAAGGCCCGCAACUCAGGGAGAAACUCUUCAGGUUCUCCGAAGCUGCCAUCGACAAGAUCAAGUCAAAAGUCAACUCUAACCCACCAUCCGACGGCUCAAAACCAUUCUCAACUUUUCAAUCUCUGUCUGUCCAUAUUUGGCAUCACGUAACCCAAGCACGUAACCUUAAACCUGAAGACUACACAGUUUUCACUGUCUUUGCAGAUUGUCGUAAAAGGGUCGAUCCCCCCAUGCCCGAAAGUUACUUUGGCAACCUGAUUCAAGCCAUCUUCACAGUCACGGCGGCCGGGUUAUUGCUGGGGAACCCGCCGGAAUUCGGUGCAUCAAUCGUACAAAAGGCAAUCGAAGCUCACAAUUCCAAGGCUAUCGAUGAGCGUAACAAGGAGUGGGAGGCCGCACCCAAGAUUUUCCAGUUCAAGGAUGCUGGUGUCAACUGCGUGGCUGUUGGGAGCUCUCCAAGGUUUAAGGUGUACGACGUGGAUUUCGGGUGGGGAAAGCCAGAAGGGGUGAGGAGUGGUUCCAACAACAGGUUCGAUGGGAUGGUGUAUUUGUAUCAAGGGAAGGCUGGAGGCAGGAGCAUUGACGUGGAGAUCACCUUGGAAGCUGGAGCAAUGGAGAAGUUGGAGAAAGAUAAGGAAUUUCUCAUGGAAGUCUAAUAAUAGUAGUAAUACUUUGUGUGAUAUCAUGCUUGGGGUAGCAUCAUUAUAAUUCUAUGAAAUGUCCUUGGUCAUUUUAAUUUUAACACGGAUUGAUGUAGAGAGAUUGCUAGCUAUUGUCACAUUUAUUUUGAAUAUAGUUACAUUUUCAUUGGUUAAAAUGAACUAAUCGAUAUAAAUGUGAAAAUGGUAGCCCCUUGAAAAGUCCGUGUUUAAAAUUAUAAAAUGAAGGCGGCAUUUUGUGGCAUACGCUUGACUUUGUUGGUUAGGUACGAGUUUGCUAUUGGUUUCGUGUUGAUAUAUAUAUAUAUAUAUAUAUAUAUAUAUUUAUGCUCUUGUGGCUUUAUGGAAGUAAUUGAUAAGA